AUGAGUACUACCACCAUAAAUAACAAGCAAGUUCUUAAAGACAUAAAAGAGUAGUUGGAGAAAGAAUACUCUGACAUUCAGUAAAUUAAUCAAGUGAUCAUAAAGCUGGCUUAGAAGAAGAAUCUUUCAUCAAAUGACAUUGACACUGCUCGGGAAAUGAUGAAGAUUAAUUACAAGAAGAACUAAAUCACAGUCCUCAAGCCAAAGAGAAAAGAUGUAUCUGUGGAAUAAUCAUCAAUCAAUUUGGAUUUGAAUAUAAAGAGCAAUGAUUACAUAGCUUAUGACAGGAGAUAGCUAGAGCCUCUCAAGAUCAAAACAAAUCUUCAGAGCAAGCCCAGUAUUAGAAAUCAAAGUAAAACCAAUGUUCUCCCUUCAAUCGUCUCCCCUAAUAAUGCAAGCAAUUUUCUUGUUCACGCAGAUGAUGAUAAGUCAAUGUACAGAUCAUCCGAGAGAAAUGUUGAGGUGCUGAUGAAUUAAAGGAACAAGCAGCUUGAUCCUUGGAAAUUAAUGAUAGACGAUGAUUUGAACCGUUACGAUAAAGAAAAAUAAUUGGGUGUCGCUUAAAAAAGAAAUUCUUAAUCAAAUUACAAGGACUAUCUUGAGAAAUAAAUGGAAUCAAUUAAAGCUUAGAAAUAAUUCGCCUCACAACUAAACAUGCAAGAGGCUGAAUUACUGAAUGAAAAUUUGAGGAGAGUUGAGUAAAGAGAAAGAGAAAAGGCUUAAAACUACAGAGACAAGAUUAAAGGAAUCGUUGAGCAAAAUGAUUAACAAAAAGUUAAUUUACUUAUUUAACAGUAAAAAAUGAAGCUUUAUCAAAUGGAAAAAGAUAAAAGAGAAGCUAUUGAUGCUGAUUUCAGAGACAAAAUAAAGAUACAGGAGGAGAUUCAAGCCAUCAAAGAGAAGCAAAGGAAAGUGAGUACAGAUCUGGAUUACUUGAGAUAACAAAAUAAAACUAUGUCUUAGACCCAUCAUAACUCAUAAUUUUCAAGCUAAAGACUUAGUCCAAGAGAAUCACUAGACCAUGGGACUAUAGCUAAUCCAUUUGUGGAUAAAGCUGAUAUUGUGAGACAUAAGAAUAAGAUCAAUGAACUUGAUGCUAGGAAUAAAUUCAAUAUGCAGAAUUACGAAGCAUACACCGUCAGUCCUAAGGAACGUAGCUUGACAAGACUAGAGCAAGAUGUGAACUUUUAAACAAUCUUGGAUGAGAGAAAUAAGCAAAAGCAACAAGAAACAUCUAUCUUUUAAAAAACUUUGGCUGUUGAUAAUCAAAACUUGAGUGUUCUCAAAUCAAGGAAAAAUGUUGAAACUAUUCAACAGCAGAUUCAUCUUGAUAGAAUCAUUAACUAAGAAGAUUUAGAAUCUUCAUUCAAGGUGAAAGAGCAGAUUAUUAUGGAGAAGAAGUUGAAACAAAGAAACUAUCAAAUAGGCUUAAAUGAGCAGAUACAGAAGACCAGAACUCAUAAGGCUUAGCAUGAGAGAGAUCUAUCCCCUGCAGAGAUUGCUCUUAAUAAGGGUCGCCUUUAGCACAUAGAUAAUUGGAAUCAAGAUGCCAUGUCUAGCUAUCAACAUAUAGUAACAUCUUUGAGAGAUAAUAUGGAAAAUUAUAAUCCAAUGAAGAAGUAGAGCAAGGAGAGUCUAUACAAAAAGUUAGUGGACGCCUACUUCUCCAUCAUGCUCUAACUCCUCAAAAACAAAGCAAUUGACUAGCUUUGGGCAUGUGUUUUGAUUUUCAUAAUGUUUUCCCAAGUUUUUGCAGGCCUUUUUGAAAGAGGGAUACUUAAUUGGCAGGAUGAGAUGCUUUUAGAGCCUUUUACUAUAUUUUGUGAGUAUAUUAGAGUUGUCCCUGCCAUUGAUAGAUCAAAGUCAGCCACCUACUACUGGAUCGUAUUCUAUUUCGUUUACUUGCACUAUUCUCUAAAAAACACCUAUUUUUAUUUGGAAUCAUUGGUUUAGUUGCUCAGAUACUUACUGGUAAUUUCAAACUGCGUUUUGUUUUUGCCUUUUUACGAAAUAUUUAUUUCCAUCUUCAGAUGUGAGGAUGGGCAUCACUACCUUAUUGCCACUUUGGAGUGCUAUCAAACAGAGCAUGCUAUUGCAUGCUUGCUUUCAGUAUUAGCCCUUAUGGUGUAUUUAUCAAUUAAUGCAGUAAUUGCUUUACUUUAUAAUGAGACUUAGCCUGUAAAGGGAGAUGCAUUAUCUAGAUUAGAUUCUAAUUUUGAAGUUAUAAUGCUUAUUUACAGAGUUUUAAUUGGUACUCUGUCUCAGUUUUGUUUAUCUGGAUUUUGCUCAUGGAUAUUGAUAGCUUUUUCCUUUAUCAGUUCACUCUAUUUUCAGUAUUAAUAUUUUAAAUUCUUACCUUACUACAACAACUUUGUUUCUAUAUUUUUUGGUUCGAUGGUUGGCAUAUACACUUGGAUAACAAUAAACGGAAUUCUCACGUAAUUCUAUGAUGUAUAAGGCCAUAUUGUGAUAAUUUUUAUUGGAAUUCCAAUCAUAUGUGCACUUAUCAAAAGAAUCAGAGAAACAAGGAUAGAGAGUCUAAUGAUGUCUACCACCGAAAAAAUGCAAAGCGAUAUUGAUUCACUUAAUUAAAUAUGCCUCAUUCAAACAUGGCUGAAUGACGGAGGCAAGCACUCAGAUCUCGAUAAGGAGAUGAAGGUCAAGGGCUUAAUUAACCUUCACAUAGCUGAAUGUACUAUAGAUGACUGUGUUUGCAAGAACUUAGAUGAAUUAUACGAUAUUUAGAAUGACCAGUAUUUGAACACUAUGAAUUCAGAAGAUAUGCAUUCAAAUCAGGUGUUUGUUAAUCACUUUAACAAGUAGUUAUAUACUGAGGCUCUAAACAAAUUUAUCAAUUCACCAUCAAUACAUAUUUCAUUCGCUUUUUAUCACUUUUCUGCGAUGAAAAAUAUACAUGCAGCUUUACACGAGCUAAAAAUUGCCUCUAAAAAGAGGCCGACUUUAUAGCAGUAGUUCACAAUUUUUAGAUAUCAAAACAUCAUCGAAUUAUUCAUUAAAAAGGAAUCAGAAAAAAUGAAGCAUAUUUAUGAAUAGCUUACUAAUGUCAAAGAGUUCGAGAGAUUAUUCCAAGACAUGUAGAAAUAAAUUGAAAAGGUGUGCAACUACCAAGUGGAGUUCUGGACUCAUUUGACUACUGUAGUUCCUGAUCUGAAUUUCUUAAAUGACUUGAAUAUUAAGAUAUUUAAUGCAGCUCAUGAAGCAGAUAAUUUAUGGUAUCAGUUAAGUGAGAUUAAUUCAAAUUACCCUAAUGCCUUAAAUCUCUAUGGGGAGUAUCUAACCUUUAUCAGGAAUAAUCAGCAGGCAGGUAAAGAAUACUUUGACAAAGCACAUAAUGUCGACUUCGCCUAGAAAAGUAUCUAGGAUCAUGUCAAGAGAUCAGAUAUAUUAUUCACUGAGGAUAGCACUGUAUUUCAUAUAAGUGGUAAUCGGGAAUCCAGUGGCAGAGUUCUAAAAGUAUCUUAAGGGCUAUUUAAAUGUUUUGGUUUCUCAAAGUAAGAAGUCAUAGGGCACAAUAUAACAAUUGCUAUGCCUAGUCUUUUCGCAGGCAGACAUAACGAGUUUCUAGAUUGCUACUACCGAACAGGAAGAACAAAUAUAUUCAAUAGAGAAAGAUAGCUCUUUGCCUAGAACAGACAAGGCUAUUGCUUCACAAUGAAAAUCCUUAUAAAGCAAAUGCCUUCAUUGAAAGAGGAAGUUUAGUAUGUGGGAAUGGUAAAACCUGUAACCACAGAUUUUGAAUAUAUUCUAACUGACAUGCAGGGCAAUAUAGAUAGUUUCACCAAUGGAAUUGGAUCUAUUCUUAGUCUAAAUCCAUAGCUAUUUAAAGAUAGCAUGAGUGUAAAUAUACAAAUGCUUGCUCCAGAACUGAUAUCAAUUUUUGAAUACAGAAAGCCUGGCUUUUCAAAAUAGGGCUAAAAUGAAGAUUAAAAUUACAAAAACUACUACAGAAGACCAAGUUUUAAUUCUUUCUAAUUUGGUUAGAGCAAGUUUAUUUCAAACAACAAGUAUUCGGUGCCAGGUGGAGACUAGUUAUAAUUCAUUGUACCAAAUAACUUUGGCUAGCUUAUAAAGUCGGAAAAGCCUCAGAAGUCUAAUCGAACAAACGGCAAAAAAAAGAAUGAUGACACUAGCAUUUAAGGUGGAUCUGUUCAGCAAAAUAAUCCCAAUAAAUUUGUUAAAAGUGCACCUUUCAGAGAGUUCAUCAAGUAUUUGACAAAAGGCAGAAACUAUGGAAAGAAGCCUCCUGAUGUCAAGAAAUUGCUAAACUGCAAAGAAUACAGAGAGUUUGAUGUCAAGAAGGUUAUGAACAUAGAGAUCCGUGAAUGGACUAUUUCACUAGGAAACAACGAGGAAAAAGGCUUGAAACUUUUGUUGUUUAUGAUUGCUAAAAAUCAAUCAGACAAAAGACCUGAUGAGCAGCAGAAUAGCGUAGAUGGAAAUCAGCAUGAUAAGUAGCAACCUCCUAAUAUCAACCAAUAGUUUAUUGAACCGAAUUACGAUCAGCAAAACGAUCAACAGCAAUAUCAAUUUUAAUAGACUCAAGGCGGAUCGAUGAGUCAUACCCCGUCUAAGUUCAAGAAAAACGCAAUAUAAAAUAUGCCUAACCAAAAAAUGCCAAAUGCAACUUAGUUUGCAAAUCCAAUGGGCCUGAAUCUUUAAUCCUCAGGAUUGACAUCAAAGAUCUAAAAUUAGUAAAUUCUAAAAAACCAAGGGCAUCUGUAAUAGGCCAUCAGCUUUUUAGAUAUGGACUAGGCUUAAAUUAAUAACGAUGGAGGUGGCUAGAAUACUUUAAGAGAGGAAAGAUCGAAUGAUAUGCCUAGUGUGCCAUCGCUUUCUAAAGAAAGAUCCGUAAAUAACUAGAGGUCUAAUAAUCAUGAUGACUUGGAAUUUGAUCCUCAGUCUCAGAAGUAUAUGAGCCAUAAAAAGGAUCUCGAUAAGAUACUCCAAUUUGAGAGGCAGGAAACAGAUGAGCAAGAAGAUGAUAAUGAGGACUAAAUAGACACAGAUAGAAUUGAUGUUAAAAAGGAGAUUGUUUUGAAUGAUGAGAUUAAGUAGAACACUAAGAGUUUUGAAGAAAACUUUAGAACUGAUUCAAAGCAGACUAUUUAAAAAAUGGAAUCACAAAAUAUGGUUUAAGUUUAGCAGAGAGAAGCAGGAAAUAUAAUCAGAAAUCCAUACGCAGUUACUACUCACACACCACCUAUAGGCAGUAAUACUCAGACUGCCUAGAACAGCUCGAAUCUAUUCAAGGAAGAUUAAAAGAAUCAAUUGAAGGAAAAACCAUUCAUGGAAAAGAUCAGUCAGAGUAAAGAUGAUGACGAGGGUGCAGAAGAUGACGAGAGUUUAGAAGAUAAUGAAGAUAAUGAAGCCGACUAUGAUGAUGAUGAGGGCGCAGAUGAUGAUGCUAUGGCUUCCCCUCUUGGUUCUGGAGGCUAAUCUUAAGAAGGAUCAGACGAGGACUUGUUAGAAAAUAAAAGGCGAAUCAAAAGAAGAAGUGAGGGCUAUGCUUCAGAUGCAAGAUCUGGUGGAUCCAAUAGAAAUUCAAAUGUUAUAGCUGGAUAAACAGAAUGGAAUGUAAGCUAGUAAAAUAGCAGAUAGCUAUAACAACAAAAUUUGAACCCAAUGCUAGGAGGGAUACCUCAGCCUGAAAAGAUUCCUAAAAUUCAUGAUUAUGCAAGAAUAGUUACAAAUCCAAGAUAUUAAUGUUUUGAUAAUGAAACCUGUGGGUCUGCUUUGUUUAACGAUUGUAAUUGCAGUGAAAAGGAGCUAGACAUUAGAGAAAUUAUCAAGAAAAAUCAAGCAACCAAGAAAAGAAGAGAAAAGCGGAGAAAGCUCAAGAAAGAUGAAGAGGAUAAGAAAUAAGAUGGCCCAGAAAACCAAUAGAUGGAUAAAGACAAGAAUGGAGACCCUCUCAAAAAGCAAGAUACUCUUGAUAAAGAAAAUCCAGAUGAUAAAUCCAAGACUAAGGUAAAGAGAAUGAGAGGAAAGAGAAAGGAAAGCAAUUCAGGAUCGGAAAGCAAAAGUAAAAGUAGAAGUCGAAGAAGUGAAAGUAGAAGUAAGAGUAGAUCCUCUGAAGAUAGAAAUAAUAAGUCUUAGGAUGAUGAGGAUAUUGAGGAAGAUUAAGACAAUAGAAUGCCUGAAUGA
Messenger RNA from Stylonychia lemnae, 6165 nucleotides. Lineage: Eukaryota; Ciliophora; Spirotrichea; Sporadotrichida; Oxytrichidae. The record is from the annotation of a GenBank genome assembly.